AUGACGUACCCCUGGGAUGUGAGCGAGAAGUACUUUUUCCGAUCAACCGUCGCCUUUUCCAUGAGGAAGUACUGGGAGGAGUCGAGAAAUCAGCUCAUCAGCUUCGAGAUGGAAAAUGUUUAUAUAUUCGAUGAAACAGAAAGGAUCUCCUUUUAUUUCAUUGUUGUGAAUCCAAAGAACCUCUCUGAAAUUAUUCCAAAGGCAGAGGUGUCACAAGCUAUCAGGAAGAACAGGGAGCGGUUUAACAGUGCUUUUCUGUUAAAUGAUAAGACACUUGAGUUUAUUGGCAUUCCGCCAACGCUGGCACCGCAAAAGGAGGCCACUGUGGCAGUGUGGCUGAUCAUCUUUGGCGUUAUCAUUGGCCUGGUUUGCAUUGGAUUAACCAUCCUGAUCAUCGGUGGCAUUCGGGCAAGAAGACACAGAAAAUCAGGUGACGCCGAGGACGAUGAAUUUCAAAAGACCAAAGAUGUACCUGCAGUGGUUUCUGAGGAGAUUGAGUUUGAGAAGGGGAUUAAAAAUCCAGCUUUCACCACAGAUACAUUGAGCACGGAGAUGUAGACUCAACCAAUCCCAGACGUUGCUAAUUGUACUUGGUCUGCCUUUGGAAGUUAUGGAAUUGUGUACUGAAGCUUUUCAUGCAGUUCAAUUACUACAGUUAAUAUCUGGUAACAGAAUUAGCUCAAAUUUUACAAAGUUUUGACUGUUUAGUCCAGACUUACUCAACUUCAAUGAGCCUACACAUUGGUUCCCAAUAAAGAGUACCAUUCCUCUGUGAAGCUGUUAAUCAGGGCCCUCCGAUGCCAAGAGACAAGCAAUUUUAUUGUAAAAUAUUCAGUGUAGACUUCCCAAUAUGUCAUCACAGGUAUUAGCCACUAGUUCCCAUUGGCAGUUCACCUUGAUGUGAACACAGGGAACUAGUACUUUGUAAACCGACAGCAGUGACAGAACAGGAUAUGUAGCUGAUUUCAUGACCAGAGUCAAGAUUAGAGUGGUGCUGGAAAAGCACAGCAGGUCAGGCAGCAUCCGAGGAGCAGCCCGACCUGCUGUGCGUUUCCAGCCCCACUCUAAUCUUGACUCUAAUCUCCAGCAUCUGCAGUACCCACUUCUACCCUGUUGAUUCUCUGACCACCCAGCGACAACCACUGAAUCCUGUCCAUUAUUUGCCUGGAGUCAGGGAGGAUGACAGAAUCUGGCCCACACGACUUCCCUCUCCAGUUUUAUACAGUGAGGAUCAGUAAAGGUGAAUGAAUUCAAGGUCCCUAAAAUGUUCAUUUCUCAAACUAAGGCUGACCCAUGCCAUCAAAUCCAUUGGACACCAUGGAGCGUUGAUUUCAAAUAAUAGACUCCCUUCAUUGUGGCCUAAAUCUGCUGUAAUGCUUCGAGACAAAUAAAGGCAUAAAGGCACCCCA
Messenger RNA from Chiloscyllium plagiosum (whitespotted bambooshark), 1409 nucleotides. The record is from RefSeq and is a predicted model, not a curated record. NCBI's taxonomy places the organism in Eukaryota, Metazoa, Chordata, Chondrichthyes, Orectolobiformes, Hemiscylliidae.